Aphidius gifuensis is the source of this 2011-nucleotide messenger RNA. RefSeq lists its product as uncharacterized. The coding region runs from base 327 to 1763 and encodes 478 amino acids. Gene Ontology annotation, cellular component: recycling endosome; midbody; ciliary basal body. Lineage: Eukaryota; Metazoa; Arthropoda; Insecta; Hymenoptera; Braconidae. The transcript is spliced from 7 exons. Gene Ontology annotation, biological process: positive regulation of protein localization to cilium; regulation of cytokinesis; positive regulation of cilium assembly. The record is from RefSeq and is a predicted model, not a curated record.
AAAAAAAAAAAAUCCAAAUUGUUAUUAUCUUUUUUGUUGUUGUGUGUACUUUUAAGACUGAAUUGCUAAUGUGAAUAUUUAAAUAAAAAACAUAUGUAUAGUUAUAUACCUAUUUGAAUGUGCUAUAUUUACACCGGUCAAAAUGACAUUAAUCUAAUUUAAUUAAAGAAAAAAUAUAACACGACAAAUUACAACAAAGACAUUGUUACUGGUGAAAAAUAAAAUUAUAAAAAAAUAAACAAACAAAGUGACAGUGUGUUGUCAUUAGUCUAUGUCUAUUUAUGCUAUUUAUUGUUUAAAAAAAAUAAAAAAAACAUCUUAUUAAAAUGGCAAGUAGUCGAGGAGAUUUGUCAUCCUCCUCGUCAACAUCAUCAUCACUAGAGGAAUUGUCUCAACCAUCUCGUAGCUCAGUAACAUCAUCAUCCAGAGAAAAUAUUAUUGAUACAACUCGUUCUGAUAAUCAAGGCUCAGAAAUGAAAAAAACCAACGAAGGAAAUCCAUUUAGUUUUAAACAUUUUUUAAGAAAAGCAUCGUCAUCAUCAUCAUCAUCAAUAUCAUCACAGACAAACUAUCGUAAUUCUGGUGCAAGACCAAAAGUUUAUUCAGAUUCUGGUAACACUGGUAAAUCAAGUGUUGAUAUUGACAGUGUUUAUGUUGCAAGAAAUCCAACUGAAUUGCCUGAUUUUGUUCAAGAUCAUUUGGUCAUUGAACAGUGUUAUUUAAAUAGCAAUAAUAAUGAUGGCAAUAAUGAUGGUGCUGUAUCACCAUCCUGUAUUCCAGAUAUUGAUAAUUUACCUGAUUUUGCAUUAAAUAGUAUUCCAAGAGCUCAUAGAAUUGAUGACAAUGAAAAUGCAACAAACUCUCAGCAGUAUGAUAAUUUACCCAAUGAUUUAACUGGACACAGAGGAAGAAGACCUGUUGGAUCAAUUGAACGACAGCACAAUGGUUUCUCAGAUAAUUUAGAAACAAUUGGAUCAUUUCCAUUAGAUUUACCAGUACAAGCAACAAAUGAUAGAGAUUUAAAUUUACAAGAUAGAGAUCGAUUAACAUCUCGUGAUAAUAAUAUACCAAAAUCAUUACCUGAUUUUUUAAGUGAUGGACCAAUUUUAAAUCGUGUUGUUGUUCCACAACAAGAAUCAUCAAUAUCAUCAUCAUCAUUAUCAACAACAGCAUCAACAGCUAUUUUAAAUUCAUCUGUUCCUGCUGAAAGAUUACUUGUUGAAAUUGAACAACUUAGACAUAAUUAUGAUUUGGCUAGAAGACAAAAUCAUGAACAAUAUCGAAGAAUACAAAUAUUGGAAGGAGAAUUAUCAACAAGACGAGCAGUUGAUAAUCAAGAAACAGCACAUUUAGAAAAAGCCAUGGAACAAGUUGAGGAUAAUUUAAAACGUAGUACUAGACGAGCUGUUAAUGCUGAAAGUGCUGUGACUACAUUGAAGCAAGAAGUUAAAACUCUCAAGUUAAAAAUAUCUGUUUUACAAAAUGAAAAUGAUGAAUUAAAAAAUUCCCUGGGUGCUAGAUACAACGAAAUGAAUGUUGGAUCAAAUAAUGAAAAAAAAAUUAAACAAUUUGCAAGUGAUAUUCGAAAUGCAGCAUCAUCAGCAGAGUACCUUCUGCGACAACUGAUGACUGGUGUUAAUAAUUUGAAUGUCAUUGCAUCGACAAUGGAAAAUGCUGAUAGAAUUGAGGACAGAACCAAAGACUAUUUAUUUGAUUUGAAUGACGAUGAUGACGCUGCUGCUGCUGCUGGCCCAGCUUUAUAAUUUUAAUAAACUAGUAUACAUUUGAAUCAUCAUCAACAACUCCCUCCUCCGUCAUCACUCAUCACUCCCAAGCCGGGAAUUGAACAAAAAUAUUUUUUAUCAAAUAUAAAAUAAAAGAAGCCAUCACGUCCAUUAUUCAUUUUUAUAGUUUAUUAUAUAAUAUAACAUAUACCUUAUACAUAAAUAUAUAUAUUUUUUUUGUUUUUGUAAAUUAAAAAUUAUAAUUAUCACUAUUAUUUAUAAAAUAA